GAAUAAACGAGCUUUCAGGUUGAUGUAAUGGAAGUUUACGGAUUUCCGUUUUGCAGACCGGAAGUUUGUUGCUGAACUAUUAUAUUCUGGUUUCAUAAACCAUUGCCAAUGUACUCUAAGUACUUACGUUUUCUUCCUUGUUAUGAACAUGAUGAACAAAGCUCAUGUAUUUUAUCCCCUUCUACAUUAUACAGGGUUUCAAAGGUGUCUUGAAAUAGCUCAACAGUUACCAGAUGUAACUCAAUUUUAACUUUUUUUUGAACUGGCUAUGUAUGCUUUUAUAUUGAGUUGGGGUAGAAUAUGAAACAUUUCUAGUCCGCUUUCUAUUUUGUAGUUUUUUCUCAUUGUUUGUUGAUGGUUGUGUUUGGUUGGGUACAAACAAUAUCGUUGGAAAAAUCCUUGAUUGCGGUAGAUUCGUAUACAUGGUUAUCCCUUUUUCCAUAUUCAUUUUAGAAAGUCCUCAGGAUACAUAUUUUAUCUCGAUAUGCUUAGGCAGCUUCUAGCCUGUAUAUGAAUAAGUACACACAUAUUGGUCAGUGAGUUCUUCAUAAUGCUAACAAUUUCGAAUUUCAUAUGGAAUACCUUCUCAUUUUUUAUUGAUAGCAUCUAAUCAGUUGAAGCCUAAAUUGGACCUAUAUAAAAUAAACAUGUCUAAAAACUUCUCCUACUGCAAAGAUUUACAUUUUUUACUUUAUAACAAAUACAAAGUUGGAUUUCGAUGUUAUUUCAACCUCAGAAAGUGUGAGGAUGCAAUAAGUCAGUUAAAGAGUGAGCAAAAAUUUGAAGAAAAUGUACGAGAUAAAUGGUCUACGGUGAAAGAUGCCGCUGUAAACCUAAAAAAUUUAGAAAAUCAUCAUUUAACUAGCUUAACGGAUGUAAGGAGUCGCAUAACGCGUUGUGAUCAAGCUAUAUCGACAUUAUCACAAAGAACAAAUCAAACAAUUGAAGAAGUACGCCAAUUGGUAGAUACUCAUAAACAUGAUAUAAAUGAAUUGAAUGGUCAACUUAAAUUACAUGAACAUAAGUUUGCUGAAAUAACAAAUCAAAUUGAUCGUGAUAAUGUUAAAUUUAACUCCGCUGUUCAGCGUUUAGAGGAGACAUUAUAUAAACAAAUUGCCGAUGUUGAAAGACGUUUACAACAAAAGAUCAGUGAAUUACAGAAUGAAAUUCAAGUAUCUAUUCAACAAUGUCAAGAUGAAAAAAGAUCCUUAGAAUCACGUUUGCUUGAUAGUAUACACACAAUGGCAGCAAACCUUGAAAAUCGUAUUGCAUUUGUUGAAGAGAAAACAAAUGAAUUAAAAAUUGAUGAAGAAUUAUACGAUCGAGUUGAUAAUAUCGAAGCAAAUUCAUCAAAUUUUAAACAACAAGUUUUGAGAACAUUUAAAGAAAUAGAAACUCGAAUGAAUAAACUUUCUGAUGAUUUAUAUGAACAUCAUAGUCAAACAAUUGAAACAGUACGUGAAGAAAUGCGUCAAGGUUUUCAUACAAUGCAUGAUACAUUAACUAGUGCAAAAUCUGUAUUAGAAAAUAAAUUACGUAUAUCUGAAGAAACAUUACAUAUGGAAUUAAGUCAAUUAAGAAAAUUAAUAGUUUUAGUAUAA
Molecule: messenger RNA, 1601 nt
Organism: Schistosoma mattheei
Lineage: Eukaryota; Metazoa; Platyhelminthes; Trematoda; Strigeidida; Schistosomatidae
Source: the annotation of a GenBank genome assembly